AUGGAUCUAGUUCUACGAGCUAGUGAGUUCGGUUUUCCUUCCUACCUUCGUCGUACACAGGUCCUGCCAGAUAGCCUCGCUUUCAAUAUUCCUUCCGAGAUGCUACUGAAUCCUGUGGGACCAAUUGAAUUUCAUAUUCCCACUUACGUAAAGAACCUCAUUCAACUUGCCAUGGUGAAAUCGGAACGCAUUGUCACUCAGGAAAAUUUGAUGGAGUCAACCAAACAUGUUUGGCUCAACUCAAUUCGUCCUGCUAAUUUCCAGAAUUUCAUUCAGCCACGUGCACUUCGUUUGCUCAUAUACGAUGAAACUGCAAUGAUGGAUGCCGAAAAGACGGCAAGAGCAGGUACAAUCAAUGUAGCCCUGGUGAACUCCUACAGCUACCCCGCUAACUCAACCCAAAAUAUCCCACUUUCCAUCAUGGCAAUGAGUGGAUGGCGACUUCUUUUCUGGACAGCUGUUUCACAAAUGCCCAACUUCUACCACACUUUGUAUCAACAUAAAAGCGAGGAUUACGUAACCUCAAUUCGAGCUCCAUCAAGAUUAGACGAGUUGAGCAGCACAUUUCUCUUUCACCUCUGCGCUCAAAUGCGUCAAGACAAAUCACUCCUGGAAACCGAUAUCCCCGGUGGAUUUUGUCCCAAUCCUUGUGCCACAUCACCCUGUCUAACUUUGCCUCAUACUGCCGGGCAACAGUGUCAUUUGACUGGGAGAGGUUUAUUCAUGAACGACUUCGGAUGUGAGUGUCUUCCGGGAUUCAAGUGGGCAGCUGCUGUAACUGGGAGUAAGGAAGAGGCUGAGGAGACUGAAGUUAGAACUCCUCUUUCGGACGAGAUCGGAGCUUGUGUUGCGAUUGAUAUCUGCGAGUCGUACUGCGAUCCUCUUGGUACACGCCGAUGUGAUGUGAUUCCUGGAACAAGUACUGCUAUCUGCCUCUGUAAGCUUUCGGAUAAGGAAAUGAUGCCAGGAAAUAUGGCCUGCAACACGGGUCAAGGAGGGUUAUGUAUUCCCACUUUAGGCAGUGACUUUUAUGAAUGCCGGUGUGCCUCUUCUUGGACAAAAGAUACUGGCCUCGAUUUCGAUAACUGUCUUGGUCUCAAAGACAAAUGUGCUUCCGAAGUCUGCGUUCGAGGCGACUGUAUAUCAUCUGCAGACGGUUCUAAUAUGAUCUGUCUGUGUCCUGAGGAGGCCUACGGUGAACGCUGCGAAAAUCUUCGUGGGAACUGGGGUCAGUGGAGUCCAUGGUCAGCGUGUUCCCCAGCCUGCGGAAACAAAAAGAUCCGUUACCGCGAACGAGUGCGUGGAUGCCUCCAUGGCGACACGUGUCAAGGUGGCAGGCGUCGUCAAGUAGAAGCAUGCCCAGAGAAUCUACCCUGUCCUGAUGAGUUGGUUAUGUUGGGCCUGGGUCCUGAAGCUCUGGCACAGCAGGAUAUGCUUCAGGGGGAAGAAGCACAGCCGAACUUUGAUUUGCAACAAGCUUAUGCUCUAAAGCGCCGGCGGUAUAGCAUGUUAACACAAGCUCUCAAAUUUGUGUUCCUUCUGCUUUGUGCCUUUGCCAUUGUCUCCACAACCAUCAUGUUCGCCUACGCUGUGUUGUACUAA
Molecule: messenger RNA, 1602 nt
Organism: Echinococcus granulosus
Lineage: Eukaryota; Metazoa; Platyhelminthes; Cestoda; Cyclophyllidea; Taeniidae
Exons: 4
Coding region: 1-1602 (533 amino acids)
Source: RefSeq, a predicted model, not a curated record